AUGAAAGUGAUAGUGAUAGCACUAGUGUUACUGUUAGUCCGGGCUGAUGAUGACUUGUUCAACCCAUACAUCCAUACAUCAACGAUGUUGAAGCGUUUUAAAAAGAUCAAGUUAGCGAACAAGAGAAAUGAGAAGCAACUUCUUCAGUUAGAGAGUAAAGAGAGAAAGAUGUUGAAUAUGUUAGAUAUAAUGUACAGAGAUAUGAAGAUAGCAGUAUCGAUGAAAGACAGAUUUACACUUGAGCAAAAAGUUGGGAAGCUUCAGAAAUUGUUAGGACAAUUGAGAGAACAAAAGAGAGCUGUGUUACGACGCAUGAGAAGAAUGGCAGAUAAGGUAGCUUCACCAGAAAGAGAUAGAUUUGUUAGAAAAGCAAGAAUUGAGAAACGAAUUGGACUUGAAAAUACACUUCAUCUUGAUAGAGAAGUAGAUGUUAAUCAAGAGAAAUUACUGAAAGUAAUUGGUGCAUAUGCCCAUAAAUAUGCAAAGAUGGCAUCAGAAAUUGCAGCAGAAGAAGCAGCACGUGGUGUUGACAAGAAAGGUGGUGACAUUUUGAAGUCACAACACAAAUUCAAAAAAGCAGCAAAACACGCAUACAACAAAUACUACAAGAAAAUCGUCAAGAGACUCGAAGAAGCAACAGCUGAUGGCGUAGAAUCAAAAGACAUCAAAACUGAAUGCAGAUCAGCUAUCGAUGGUCUCAUCAGAAGACUCGAACACAAAUACCUUGCUAUCGUCAAAUCUCGUAAAGAAGCAUCAAAAGAAGCAAAAAAAGCAAUCAAAAAACCACUCAGAAAAUCGAUGAAAAAACUCUCUAAGUCCUUCGAAAAGAAGGCUGUCAAGGCUGCAGCCCAAACCGCUCCCGCUAAGAAAGAUGUCAAGGAUGUCAAAGCUCCUCAAAAAACCCAAGAACCAGCUAAGAAGUAA
Molecule: messenger RNA, 924 nt
Organism: Entamoeba invadens IP1
Lineage: Eukaryota; Evosea; Mastigamoebida; Endamoebidae
Exons: 1
Coding region: 1-924 (307 amino acids)
Source: RefSeq, a predicted model, not a curated record